AUGGGUAGUUUUCCGAAUUUUGGAGCUUUCGUGCUCCGAGCACAGGAGAAAACAGGUAGGACGUGCAUCAAUGGACUUCCAGUUGCAUCUCCAUCGAAACAAAUGCUCGGAAGGUUUCCUUACUUGCAAUCUCUUCGGCACGACAACCUAUCAAUAUAUGUACAUUUUUCAGAAACUGUUAUAGCUCGUGACUUGGUUAUUGUCGUAAUAGAACAUCACUCAGAAUCAUUAGGAGAUGUCCUGAAAGCUGGAGAACUGAAAGACGAAAAUAGGAAAAAUGUCCUCUAUUUGGAAAUUUCAUCGGCAAUGGAUUGCUUACAUCGAAACGGUGUUGUACAUGGAUUUUUAGAUGUUAAUUCUGUGAACAUAUCCAAAAAACGAGAAGAAAUCACUGCGAAACUUUCUGGAUAUGGAUUACCUUUUCUAACAAAUUAUGGAAAGGAUAUCGCUUCAUCUAUGAAAUUCGGUGUUUUCCUUGCACCGGAAAGAAUUCUAAACGAGGAUGAGUCAUUAUUCUUAGCCACUUAUCAGUCUGAUGUAUGGGAAAUGGGAUUUGUUCUUCUACAAAUUUAUUUGGGAGCAACGCUUGAACCAGAUAUCAGCGAAACAGAAUACUUGGAGAUACUGAAUAAAAAUUUCACUGAUGAUUCUACAGUUACCAGUACUGUUAUGGACGACAUUAUUCAACUCUUGAUUGAUAAAAAACGCCUUCCAUAUCACAAGAAAUGCGAAUGGCUGGAAACUGUAAUUCGAAAUUGCUUGCAAAUGGGUUGUUCAAACCGAAUAUUAGUGCCUGAAAUAGCUGAACGAAUUAAAGAAAAUGUCGGUUCGAUUCCUUCCGAAGACAAUGUUGAAUCUUUGUAUAAACUCAAAACAGUUGAUGAAAUGCGAGCGAGAGUUCGGGAAGAUGUGCUAAAAGACUAUGAUGGAUUCGAGAAAUUAUCGAUAGAUAAUUCAUUUUAUCUUUGGAAAACCUGUGGAUCAACACCUGAAAUCAUUCUUCUCAAAAAAGGAAUUAUUCAAAAUCAUGCCCCUAUUUCUUCGUAUCCAUCGAUUCGAUUUGAUGAUUUCAAUCAAAUUGAUCAAACAGUUGACGGUCAAUCAACAUUUGAGUAUGGUGUAUUCGAAUUACCAAAGGAGAGAACUCUAGCGAAAAUGGAGCACGGACUGAAGGUUUCUGCAAAAAUGUUUCAUAAGAUUGGUGUAAACAAGGACGAAGAUCAUCAGAACGAAAAUAUACUCUAUGAAACAGCUUCAAACAUGCUCACAAUUGAACAUUUUCUAAAUUCUACAGCCGUCUUCGGAGUAUCUUCAGUUGUUUCAAGUCUGUCAAGUAUUGGAGUAAUCUCGACACAAAGAUCUGACGUUUGGUGUACAUUACUCGAUGUAGAUGAAACGAAAUGGAGAGAUUAUUUAAAUCUGGAUGUUCUUGCAUCACAUUCCAGUGAUCGUCAGCUUGAAGUCGAUAUUCCACGUUGUCAUCAGUAUGAUAGUUUUAUGACAACUCCAGCAAUACAAGAGUCUCUUCGAAAAGUACUCAAAGGAUGGCAAAUAAUCACGGAAUCUGAUAAUUACGUUUAUUGGCAAGGAUGUGACAGCUUAGCAACACCAUUUUUGCUGGCAAACAUGAGUAAGCCACAUGUGGCAUAUGCUUGUUUCAAAGAAUUUACUCACAGAUAUUGUCACAAAUUUUAUUUGAAAGACAACUCAGAAGUUAUCAAAGAAUAUCUUGGAAUUUUCUACCAUCUUGUCGCCUACGUGGAUCCAGUUCUGUAUAAACAUUUGAAAAGCAAUGGAUUCGAUGCUGAGCUGUUCGCAAUUCCAUGGUUUCUGACCUGCUUUGCUCACGAACUUCCACUUUCGAAACUUGUACGCCUCUGGGAUGAAACAAUGAUUCAUGGUAAUGCAUUCCCAUUGAUGAUUGCCCUUGCGAUGUUGAAUCGACUCCGGGAUAAGUUGUUAUCUGUGAACUUCAAUGACAUGAUUAUUAUCAUUCAUGAUCAACCGGAUUUAACUAUUGAUGACAUCAUCAAAAACGCUAGAGGUUACGAGAAUCUCAUUCCACCAAGUUGCACAUUCCGAGUACAUGCUAGUCCGUGGAAAGAAAACAACUCUGGAGAAGUUCACUGUCUGAUGAAUUCAAUGAAAGGCUUGUCAUUAGGGGAACUUGCUCAACUUCAUUGCCCAAGGCUCUCAUCGGAAGAAUUGAUUUGGCGUAUUGAACGAAAUUUGAUUUAUAUUAUUGAUACUCGCCAAGAAUCUGAAUUUCAAACUGAACAUUUUUCCAAUUCAUUCAAUCAUCCGAAUAACAACCACGAAGCAGAUAUUGAUUGGCUCCGUUUCUUGCCUGGAAUUGUCUCCAGUGAAUUACCCAAAUGUUUCUUAUAUGGGAAAAACGAUAAGGAAGCGACUGAAAAACUUGCAGAAGCCUAUGUGAUGAAAGGAGUUCCAUAUGUCUGUAUACUUCAUGAACCAUUUGAAACAAUCAAGAACAAAGAUCCUUUUGUUGUUAAGGCAUAA
Messenger RNA from Caenorhabditis remanei, 2520 nucleotides. RefSeq lists its product as uncharacterized. The transcript has 12 exons. NCBI's taxonomy places the organism in Eukaryota, Metazoa, Nematoda, Chromadorea, Rhabditida, Rhabditidae. The record is from RefSeq and is a predicted model, not a curated record. Gene Ontology annotation, biological process: protein phosphorylation; activation of GTPase activity. Gene Ontology annotation, molecular function: ATP binding; GTPase activator activity; protein kinase activity. Bases 1 to 2520 code for a protein of 839 amino acids.